GCCGCUGCUCGCAAGGUGAAUCGCCGCGGCGGCAGUCGGGGCAGCGGGCUCGGCUCGGGCACUGCCGCCGGCGUCCGGAGCGGCUGCUCCAAGGGCUGCGAAGAGUCUCCCGGCCGGCCCCGGCUUCCCUUCACCCGGAGUGCUUGGAUGCUGUAUGGAGUAAAUGAGCGGAGGCAGAGCGAGCGCACAGAGGCUGAGAGGCGCUCGGAGACCGGGACCGGGGGAGACAGGCGGGCGGCUGGCUUCCCCCUCCGGGGCUGAAGAUGGAUUCCCGAGCCCUCGGGGGCUUCACUCUGCUGCUCUUCACUUUGUGGCAUCUGGGAUUAACUGCAACAAAUUAUAAUUGUGAUGAUGCAUUGGUAUCUCCCUUACCUUCAGCUGCCCUUACCAGUUCCUCUGAGCUCUUCAGUACUCACAGUCCCAGCUUUGCAAAACUCAACAGACGAGAUGGAGCUGGUGGCUGGUCCCCGCUGGAGUCCAACGAGCAGCAGUGGCUGCAGGUGGAUCUGGGAGACAGAGUGGAGAUCGUGGCGGUGGCCACGCAGGGCAGGUACGGCAGCUCGGACUGGGUGACCGGCUACGCGCUCAUGUUCAGCGACACCGGCCGCAACUGGAGGCAGUACAGACAGGACGACGCCGUCUGGGUUUUCACAGGGAACAGCAAUGCUGACAGUGUGGUUCACCACAAACUGCUGCACUCGGUGAAAGCUCGAUUCUUGCGCUUCAUCCCCCUGAGGUGGAACGUUGGUGGGCGGAUAGGACUGAGAGUUGAGGUCUUUGGCUGCUCUUACAAGUCAGAUAUUGCAGACUUUGAUGGCAGAAGUUCACUUCUCUACAGGUUCAAUCAGAAGCUUAUGAGCACAUUCAAAGAUGUAGUGUCCUUGAAGUUCAAGAGCAUGCAGGGGGAUGGAGUCUUAUUCCAUGGAGAAGGACAGCGUGGAGACUACAUAACCUUGGAACUGCAGAAGGGGAAGCUCUCCUUGCACCUCAACCUGGGGGACUCCAACCUGCACUUCAGUAACAGCCACACCUCUGUUACCUUGGGCAGCCUCCUGGAUGACCAGCACUGGCACUCAGUUCUCAUAGAACGCUUCAACAAGCAAGUGAACUUCACAGUGGACAAGCACACCCAGCACUUCCGAACAAAGGGGGAUUCAGAUCACUUGGAUAUUGAUUAUGAGCUCAGUUUCGGAGGGAUUCCUGUCCCAGGAAAACCAGGAACCUUUCAGAGGAAAAAUUUCCACGGGUGCAUUGAGAACCUCUAUUACAAUGGAGUCAAUAUAAUUGACCUGGCCAAAAGACGCAAACCUCAGAUCUAUACUGUGGGGAAUGUGACCUUUUCUUGCUCAGAACCACAAAUUGUUCCUAUCACCUUUGUGAGUGCCAGUCGAAGCUACUUGCUGCUGCCCGGCACUGCUCAAAUUGACGGUUUGUCAGUCAGCUUCCAGUUCCGAACGUGGAAUAAAGAUGGCUUGCUUCUGUUCACCGAGCUGUCUGAAAGCUCAGGACAUCUCUUGGUCUACCUCCAUGGUGGGAGAUUGAUGCUACUUAUUCAAAAGGAGACUGAAAACCCAGUAGAAAUCUCUGAAGGAACUAAUCUCCACGACGGGCUUUGGCAUUCUGUUAACAUCAAUGCCAGAAGGCAUCGCAUUACCCUGACGCUGGAUAGCGACGCUGCCACCGCCAGCCAUGCAACCACUGUCUCACGGAUCUACUCGGGGAACAGCUACUAUUUUGGAGGGUGCCCUGACAAUUUCACCGAUUCCCAGUGUUUAAAUCCCAUUACUGCUUUUCAAGGCUGUAUGAGGCUCAUCUUUAUUGAUAACCAGCCCAAGGACCUCAUUUUAGUUCAGCAAGGCUCCCUGGGGAAUUUCAGUGAUUUACACAUUGAUCUGUGUGGCAUCAAAGACAGAUGUUUACCCAACUACUGUGAACAUGGAGGAAAAUGCUCCCAGUCCUGGAGCACCUUUUACUGUGACUGUAACUAUACAGGCUACAUGGGAGCCACCUGUCACAACUCUGUCUAUGAACAAUCCUGCGAGGCUUACCGGCACCAAGGGAGGACAUCCGGUUUCUUCUACAUCGAUUCUGAUGGAAGUGGACCAUUGGGACCACUCCGUGUUUUUUGCAAUAUAACAGAAGAUAAGAUCUGGACUGAAGUGCAGCACAACAGCACGGGGCUGACCAGAGUGCAAGGAGCUGGUCCAGAGAAGCCCUACACCAUGUCCUUCAACUACAGCAGCAGUGCAGAGCAGCUGGAGGCUGUGAUCAGCAGUGCUGAGAACUGUGAGCAGGAGGUCGCCUACCACUGCAGGAAGUCACGGCUCCUCAACACCCCCAAUGGAAUGCCAUUUGCUUGGUGGGUUGGCCGUGCCAAUGAAAAGCACCUUUACUGGGGAGGAUCUCUUCCGGGCAUUCAGCAGUGUGCCUGUGGAUUGGAAGAAAGUUGUCUGGAUAUGAGAUAUUUUUGCAACUGUGACGCAGAUAGAGAAGAAUGGACGAAUGAUACUGGCCUCCUUGUUUUCAAAGACCAUUUGCCUGUAACUCAGAUUGUGAUCACUGACACAAACAGAUCAAAUUCUGAGGCUGCUUGGAAAAUCGGCCCUUUGCGUUGCUAUGGAGACAGGCAGUUCUGGAAUGCUGCUUCCUUCAACACCGAGGCCUCCUACCUGCACUUCCCCACGCUCCACGCCGAGGUCAGCGCGGACAUCUCCUUCUUCUUCAAAACCACCGCCCUAUCCGGGGUGUUCUUGGAAAACCUUGGCAUUAAAGACUUCAUACGAAUCGAAAUAAGCUCCCCCAAGGAGAUCACCUUCUCCAUAGAUGUCGGGAAUGGCCCCACAGAAGCCACUGUGCAGUCUCCCACAGCCCUCAAUGACAACCAGUGGCACUACGUGCGGGCAGAGAGGAACCUCAAGCAAACCUCUCUGCAGGUGGACAACCUUCCCAAGAAGGUCCUGGAGGCCCCUGCUGAGGGACACUUCCGCCUGCAGCUCAACAGCCAGUUAUUUGUAGGGGGAACAGCUUCCAGACAGAAGGGCUUUUUGGGAUGUAUUAGAUCCCUGCAUUUAAAUGGACAGAAACUUGACCUCGAGGAGAGAGCUAAAAUGACACCUGGUGUAAGACCUGGAUGCCCAGGACAUUGCAGCAGUUAUGGGAACCUCUGCCAUAAUGGAGGAAGAUGUGUGGAAAAGUAUAAUGGUUACUUCUGUGACUGUACCAACUCGGCCUAUGAAGGACCUUUCUGCAAGGAGGAGGUUUCUGCAUUAUUUGAAGCUGGCACUUCUGUUACCUAUACUUUCCAAGAACCUUACCCUGUCACAAAGAAUGCAAGCACCGCAAGCUCUGCCAUUUAUGUGGAUGCUGUUGUGUCCAAGGAGAAUAUUGCAUUCAGCUUUCUCACAGCACACACUCCAAGCCUUCUGCUGUACAUCAACACCUACUUCCAUGAAUAUUUGGCUGUGAUUCUCUCCAAGAAUGGAAGUUUACAGGUCCGAUACAAGCUGAGUAAGGAUGGGCUCCUCAUUUUCACCAUUGACUCUGGAAAUUUUGCCAACCGAGAGCUGCACCGUGUGAAGAUUACUAGGGAAGGCAGAGAGCUCGUCAUUCAGGUUGAUCAAGUUCUCAAACUCAAACACAACUUUUCUGAGAUUGAUUUCAAGGCCGUUAAAUCACUCACCUUGGGCAAGGUCACAGAUAGUUUGUCCCUGGACCCUGAAGUCUCCAAGGCAAAUGCCUAUGGCUUCACUGGCUGCCUGUCCUCUGUUCAGUACAACCACAUCUCUCCCCUGAAGGCUGCCUUGCGCCAUCCCAGCGUUGCUCCCGUGACUGUCCAAGGUUCCCUGACAGAAUCCAGCUGUGCAUCCAUGAUGGAAGCUGAUGUGAACACAGCAACCACAAUAUAUUCCUCAUCAGAUCCUUUUGGGAAGACAGAUGAAAGAGAACCUCUCACCAAUGCAGUCAGAAGUGAUUCAGCUGUGAUUGGAGGUGUAAUAGCAGUUGUGAUAUUCAUCAUCUUUUGCAUCAUUGCCAUCAUGAGCAGAUUCCUCUAUCAACACAAACAAGCACAUCGAAAUAGCCAGAAAAAGGAGAAGGAAUACCCAGAAAACCUUGAGAGCUCCUUUAAAGCUGACAUUGACUUGCAAAACACAGUGAGCGAGUGCAAACGGGAAUAUUUUAUCUGAUGGACAAUGCAAUUUCUUCUUACUCUUCCUCCCCUAACCUCCCUUUCUUUAUUCCUUAUUCCCUUCCUUUUUUCUUUUUGAUUUUUUUUUCUUUUUUAACACUCAUUUUUUGCUAGCUUCUUUUUCAUUUGGAAAAGACCGCCCUGCACAGGAAACACUGAGAACAAUCACAGUGCCUCAUUCUCUGCACAAGAGCCUGGCAAUCAUAGUUUACUUCUGCAGCUCAAGAGACCUGUUACCCCAUCCUACACAAAAUAAGAUCCACGUGCACACCUGGUUUCUGCUGUCAGUUCUUGGAUGUUUCAAAGCACCUACAUUUAUUUGUUGUUAAUUUUUCUCUGGAGCCAUUUAAGUCAUUGCUUUUUCACUAGAGCUGAACUAUGUAAAGUACAGGUAAAGUAGUUGAACACAUAGCUCUGCAGAUACUGGGACAGGAUAGAGGGAAAGAAUGAGAUCAAAACAGCUGAUUUAUUUCAUGGGCUCAUUUACAACAAUCAUAAAGAACCAGCCAAAUUCUCAAAUGUUAUUAAUUGAUAUAUUGUCUAUUGAUUUAAAUGGUGUUAAAUUAAUUUGUACCAGUUGAAAAGCUGGUGUGACAUAAAGGAAAAUAAAACUGUCCUCAUUAAGCUCCUUCCCCCAACCUCCUGUCCUUUUACUGUAACUUUUAGGCUUCUCAGUACUUUUCCAACAAUAUAUGUAUCAACAAUAAAUAUCAUUCCCAUGCACCUCUUUCACCUCCAUCUCAUAAGGCUGGCUACAUAGACCCAGCAUACACUAGUAUAACCCUAGCUGAAGCAUGGAAAAUAGUAGCUUGAAUCUCCAAGGGGUUUAGGAAGCUGCUAGGACUUAGGUGCUCUAUAUUUGUCUGAAAUUUUAGAAAUGCAGCAUAUGCCUGUUCAUGCCACAUGGAGGAUUAUCACACACUGAGGUUAAACGCUGUUGCCCCUGUGGAAAAGAAAAAGAACAUAGAUGAGAAAAAAAACCAAAAUAGUUUAAUGUUAAACAUGACUCACACCCUCUGCCAGCUCUUCUAAAAAAAGAAAAAAGAAAAAAAAAUCCCACUACUUUAAAAAACCUCCCAAAACGGCAUGAAAGUUUGAUUGGUAUUUCCUGUUUGUAGAAAUUGGAAUAACUUCUCCAAAACUAAAUAGAGAGGUCUGAGGUCAUGCCUAAAAAGAUGAAUAUUCGAUAAACCUUCUUUACAAGGAAGAACACCAGGGAAACAAAAUGAUCCCAAAUACUCUACUUCAAAUUAAUCUUCAUGCUUUUUUUUUUAAGUUUUUUGUCCUUUCCUGAUUGGGAGCACUACUGAAGAAUCAAGUUCUGCCCAUUUUACUUGUGCUGUGUGGUUACAGUGUGAGGAUGAAAAACCUCCUUUUCAAUCACAGACAUCCUAAGGGUAAGAAGUGAAGGAGUCCCAGCCAGUGAGGUUUUGAACUCUCUGUUGUGUCCGUGUGACAUCUGCCUUUGCAGGGCUUCUAAAGAGGAUGUAGAAUUUGCUGGUGGUAGAAUUAAGCCUGAAGUUAAGGGGAAGAAAAAUCUUAUUCAUUGCAAUACUCUUGAUUUAAUUCAAGCUGCAAUUGAUUCUGCAGCUAAAUCUCCUUCUUUGCCCUACACCCUGUGCAGUCAUCCUGGGGUUUCCACACGGUGGUCCUUUUUACAUAGAUUUAAAAUUAAGGAACCUCAGUAUGAGGUAGCAGCCCACAGCAAACUAGAGAUGAGCUUACACUUGCAACAGGUGCUGUUUUUCUAGGCAAUCCAUUGGAAAGGUACGUAGGUGUUUAUUGAAGGUUUUUGUUUGUUUUUUUUUUAUGAGAGGAGAGAGCAGACAUUUAUUUAUUUAUAAAGAAAUGAAUGACUGUUUGUAUAUGGUGAUUUUUUACCACUUCUUUUGGAGCAUUCAGGGAAGAGAAAGCAGUCUUCGAGUAAAACCAUUCUUAUGAGAAGAGGAAUUUGAGGCCAGCCCUAUAACCAAAACUCUUCCCUGAGCAAUUUUAUUAAGCUGUCUCUAUUGACACUAGUUUGGUGCCAUUCUUCCUCAGCCAUGGUCAACUGCAGCCAUUUUGGCACACACUGCCUGACACAAUUAUUUGACAGUGUUUCUGUGUGAUGGGUAUUGGAAUGAUGGAUUGAGUAGCUGGGUUCUCUUUAUGUUGCUUUGUCUUUGGUGGUAAAAUCCUGGCACAGCAAUUUUUUCUCUUUCCUUCCUGGAGAUCAAGCUGCUUUGUUUGGCAUGGCAGAAGGGAGGAAUAGGAGAGUUCAUGGGCACCUCUGCAUGUGUUUGAGUCAUCUUUUCUGAAAUGGCCUCUGUAUGAGACAUCUCUGAUGUGCUAAUGUGCUUAAUUGGCUACAUGAAGAAUGGAAUAGGAAAGUAAAAUUCUGAAAAUGUAGCUAGGCUGGGGUGCAUCUGUAAAAGAAAGAACUUCAUGUGAAUGUAUGGAUUAGUAUACAAAGACAUUCAUUUAUACCUGUGGAUGUACUGAGACAAGAAGAUUUUUAUGCUACAAGGCUGAGCAAAUGAACAUAUGUAUGGACUUCUAAAUUAGGAUGUCAAAUUAUUCUUAUUAAAGAUAGCUAAAAUAUACUAAAUUAAGUACUCUAAAUAUAUACUCCUUUUUGGUUUUUGUUUUGUUCUAAUGCUUUCUUUAGUGAGGGCAUAAUUGAAUUUCCUUCAAUAUCAGUUCAAAGCAAUUAAUUUUUUUUAUAAAAGAAAUACAGUUUUUAAAAAAUCUGCUAGAGCUAAAAUUCAUUUUCCUUAGUUCAAAUUAGAACUUUUUUCCCAUCAAUUUAAAGCCAUUUCUGCUAUUUUUGUUAAUGUUUCUUUUUAAAUGGGGUUUAUUCCCUUUUCCUUUUAUCUGUCAUUCUAGAUAGUAUUUUUAAGUAAAGCCAGGGGAUAAUACUUUUUAUACAUAAAUUUUCAGAUUUCAUUUCAGUGGAAAACCUGAGACUGUCAAAGAGUUGUUUGGGGGCAGUUUGGGUUUUCUUCCUUCCCCAAGACAAGUCAUAAUUAAAGUAAGAGACUGGUCAAAGGAUACUGUCUGGUUUUUUUCCUUUUGGUGAUAUGAUAUGUAACCUGUGAAAAUUACUAUUAUUAGGCAAGCUGUGAAAUUAUGAAGUAUUUUAGAUAUGGAUUUCAGCACUGCAAAUUCCUGUUUUCCAGAAAAGGCCUGACCAAUUAUAGGCCAUUCUUAUAAAGAUAUUUAGUCACGCAGAAGGACUCUCCGUGAAUGCCAGUGCCUGGCAAUAGAAAACAAAGGAAGGCUGGAUGUCAGAAAGCUAACUCCAACUAGCUUGGCUGCCACCUGGCUGAAGGAUAGGCUUUACAAGGAAUUUAGUCUCUUGAGGAUGUGGAUCAAUGCUUAAGUGACUAAACAAAAUGAGCGUUUAACUCAAAUUAAUUUCUGUGUCUGCCUUGCUGUGGAAUGUUCUAAUAUACUACAAGACAUUUAAAUACCUUUGAAAAUUGAGUCCCAUUUCUCUUUUGGAAGUAAAACUUUGGUCCUAAGUGAGUUACCUAUGUAAUUGGCAGUUAGUAUUUCAUCUGUCCAUAUUCACUUACUGGAGACAAGACAGUGUGAGUGUUUUGGGUCAAUUUUUAAAAUGUACACUGUUUUUAUUUCUUCUUGUUCUUGCCAUGGCUCCACACUUAGAUUAUGUCUGCAGUGAAAAGCCAAAUAAAAGACAUACUUUUAACUCCUAUGGGCUAAGCCAGAAUUCCCACCUGGGACUGUAAAAAUGACACAUACAGAGCUGUGUGGUUAUCAGAGUGUGUUCAGUCGUGAGAUGCCCCUGAUUUUUAAGUUAAAACUACAACCAGAUUACAAAAAUAAGAUGCUUUCUCUGGGCUUUAUUUUAACCUGAUCUAGCUAGACUUUACUCAUCCUGUUUAUCAAUUGCUCAAUUUUUACAGUGUAAUCCAAACCCUUAUUUUAAUGAGAUCUUUGUCUAUAUUAGCAUUUAGCUGAUCACAUAUUUCACAUGUUGGAUGAGGAGCAAUCAAUAUAUCAUAUUGUUUCACUAUGGUGAGGGGUUAUGAAUCUUUUCCUAAUGAAGUCAGUAUUGAUUUUGCUGACAAUAAGAUUGAGUCCAAGACCUGUGAAGCACUUGGAUAUUGCUUUUAUCUUUUGGGUUUGUUUCAUUCUGCAUUUGGUUUUACGAACUGCCUGUUCCACAACUGUCAUCCAGUCUUGUCCAGCCCUGUGGUUGGUGAGGACAGGGUAAAUGUCUCAAAUAUCCUGUAAGAUUAAAUGAAUCACUAGAGAUGCCUUUUUCUCUCCAUUCAUAAUAGAGACAGGGUAGUCUUCUGGCAAUAGAGAGGUUACUUCUAGCAGAAUUUGCCUAGGAAUCCAAAUUUUACAAUAGUUUUAAAGAUCCAAUAGACACAUCUCCACAGGUAUUACAAGUGACUUUUUUUUUACUGAGGUGACAGCUGGGGUCAAGGAAGGACACCUUGCAUCUAAAUUACUCUAAAAACUCCUCUAAACUCCUCUCUGCCUAGUAAAUGUAUACAUCUCCUUGUAGGCAAAUACACGAAAAUUGAGUUUCAAAAUACCGCUUUGAGCUGGUGGCAAUCUGGUCAGUAAUCUGUGGGGAAGUGGAGAAUUCUCCUUUCAGUCUGUUCUAGAUCAAACAUCCAUUUUUUGCCUCACAUGGGAGCUUUGGCAGAUAGCAUACAUGAAGCCAGAUCCGCACAUAUCUAAAGCUAACUCAGCCCUCUCAGAUGCCUUUCUACAUGUCUGGUGCCAUUUGAGAUGAUACCUGGGUAUCUCUGCAGCUCCAGGAAGGAUGCAAGUCUCCUGUCUAUCAUAUCCUGGCAUCUGUUAACCCCAAGCAGCUAUGUUUGAUACUUGCUGGCUUUUCCAAUUAUAAUAAGUUCCCAUCCAGGAACUCUAAGUUCUGAGAUUAAUCCCUGAAAAAAUAAACCCCAUCUUCAGAAUAGAAUCAACCUUCCUUCUGUAAGGAAGCCAGUCAGUUGACAUGCAUGCUCCACUUCAAAUUAAUAAGAGUGUAGAGGAGGCAGAACUUGACCUCUUUGUGACCCAUCUCAUGCCAUUGUUGUCACUCUCACCUACACAAUGUUUACCCUAAACAAGACUAGUUUUAAAUAUUCUACUGCACUGCUGUUUUUUCCACAGACACGGAGGAGGUUUUUUUCCAUUUUAUUUUCCAGAAAGCUACCCUUCAUAAAAGACUUAAGCAAAGUCUGAGACCUUGUGAGAGCUAUUUCAAAGCUUUCAUGCAGUUUUUUAAUGCCUACUUGCCAAACAAGCCAAGUGAUAUAGUUCCACCCCUGCCAAACCAAGGGCCUUAUCCAGCAUCUUUAGAGGUUGGUGGGAGGCCUCUUGCUUGACUACGGUUAGAGUUGCACCAUGCCCUUGAAGUUUUUGGGGGUUUUCUUCACAGGUUGCCAUCACAGCUUCAAAGCAUGAUUUGUUCCCUUGGGUUCUGCAGUUUGCUGCACUUUCAUUCCCAGUGGAAAGUUCUUCAUGUCCUCUUUCAGUGUGGGCGGCCCUCUCCUCGCUGCUACUUUUGUACAUGAAACUUCUAAACACAUUCUUCUUUUGGGUCUGAAGUAGCUUUUUUCUUUGACUGUUAAUUUCAAGACAUGCAUAUAGAGAGUUUGAAUAUUUCAGUGUAUUGGUGCUUAUUUUUGUGAUCUUUUGCACUAAGUUACUAUGACAAGAACAAAAAUUGGAAAAAAAAGCACA
Molecule: messenger RNA, 9892 nt
Organism: Camarhynchus parvulus
Lineage: Eukaryota; Metazoa; Chordata; Aves; Passeriformes; Thraupidae
Gene: CNTNAP5
Product: contactin associated protein like 5
Exons: 24
Coding region: 264-4184 (1306 amino acids)
Source: RefSeq, a predicted model, not a curated record